GGAACGCUGGCCAGCGACUGGGGUGAAUAUUGAUUGCGCGUGCGCACAGCCAUCUUUCGACUGGCCGAACAAAUCUGGACACACUCGGAGACGACGCAGAGUCUGUCCAUUUCCAGCAGGAGCAGGAGUCAUGGGAACAGUGUUCCUGCCGCAGAGCACGGCUCACUCAGUGCUGAAGAGGUUGCGCCGGGCCAACUACCUCCUGGAGGAGGUGAAGCAGGGCAACAUCCAGAGGGAGUGCCGGGAGGAGAUCUGCAGCUAUGAGGAGGCGCGGGAGGCUUUCGAGAACGACGAGAAAACGAGGCGAUUCUGGGAGGAGUACGUGCGUGAAAGCAACCCAAACAAAGGCCUGGAGUCGAUGGUGGGCAGCGCGCAGUCGCUGUACCUGAUCCUCCCCCUGCUGUUGGUGCUCCUACUCAUCAUGGCCGUCACCAUCACCGUGUGGAGGUGCCAGUCGCGGAAGCGCUCGCAGCGGAGUCCGUCGGCGGGCCGCUCCCACAGGGAUCCCACACUCUCCGUGGUGUCCAUGGACCAGUGGGGGCAGGAGUUCCACUCGGACAUGAGCCCGCGCUCCGAGCUGAGCUUCCGAGGCGGCGACCCAGCGUCUGGGCGCACCAGCGCCGGGGAUCCGCCGCCCUCCUACGACGAGGCGGUGGGCCACGCUGACGUGCACAUCGAGACGGAACCACCACCGCAGUACGACGACAUAGUGAACAACAGCUCCUCAAACAUGAUCAUCGGCCAGGGGAAGUAGCAACAGUAACCCGUUAGCAUAGCGUCUGUCAUAACCAGAGCUUUCUUCACCAGCCCCCCCCCCCCUAAAUUUCAGUCCCACUCCAUUCCCCACAUACUCAUAACCACACUUACUGAAUCUCUUCCACGCCUGGAGACGACCAUAGGAAACUACAUUGGCUCAAAUGUAGAGGUGAGAACCAUUACAUGGUUAAUUGAUUUUGAAAUUUAGAAAUGAAUGAUGCAUCUCUUGAAGGCGGAACGUACAACAAACAACAUGGCGCAUUGGCACUGCUGUCAGAUUGGGGGGCGGGCUGUAAAAGGAAAGUAUCGGGGGGGGGGGGGGGGGGGGUGUAUUGUUGUCGGCACCAGAUUUUACUGCCACUCAUAAUUUCAACAAGUUGUCUCCAGACGUUUACUCUCAUCACAAAGUCACAACAUCAUAAUGUCUGAUCCUAGCAGACUAAUCCCAGCGUAACACAGGAGAUCCAAUCAGGGAGGUGAAUUAAUGAACCUUGUUCCUAAUCCUGACUGAUUUCUGUCCUCGGGAUUUACAUUCAGGAAUGCGGGGGUGGUUAAGUGAGUAACGCCUGUUACGCUAAUCACUAAAGCAAUAACAAAACUAGAUGGAACCGCACGCCUGGAGUGUGCCUCGCUAACGCGGGUGAACCUAACCACACGCCUGGUGUGUGCCUCGCUAACGCGGGUGAACCUAACCACACGCCUGGAGUGUGCCUCGCUAACGCGGGUGAACCAACAAUAGCAGUGGUGACACUGAUCUAGUCAUAUUUUACUUUUCUGUCUCCCUCUCCCUGUGUGUGUGUGUGUGUGUGUGUGUGUGUGUGUGUGUGUGUGUGUGUGUGUGUGUGUGUGCUUUGAAAAAAUUCAUAGGAAUCGAUCACCUUGACCUUGACUUGACAGAGAAACUAAAUACAUUGUGUAUAGUAAGAGGGAAUUGUGCAACUAAAUAUAGAAAUAGAAAGGUUGAAAAUGAUUCUGCUUUGCACUGAUUGUCUUCAACAGCUCUCUGAAACAAGUGAGCUAAUGCAGUAACUCUCCUAAUGGCUACACAGUCCUUUACAGUCAGAGUAUUUUGGACUUUGAUGUUAGGGGUCCAACGUGUAGAUAUAGAGAUGAUGUCUAAAUAGAAUGUACUGCAAGGUGUAAUAUGAGUUGAUGAGUGAUUUCCGUACUGGGACCACCUUGCUCUCAUGCCAGAGGGUUUAAAUAUUCUACCUGCAUUGCACUGGAGACAUGGCUGUGUGUUUGAACAGUAUUACUUCCUCAUUGCCCUGUAACCUGUGUAUUUCACUAAUAUUUCAGAGUUGCCUUGUAACUUUGUUAGUUCCCUUAUCGAGUUACUGACUGUUGGUGUCUGUUUGGAUAUAACCUUGAUUCAUCAAAUCCUUUUUCUGUUACAAUCGAUUGAUUGAUGUGCUGAAAUCUAUCCAUGACAUGUCAAGAUGUUUGGUGUGCCAGUCCUCCUAUAGUUGUGUUUUGCCAAGAUGAUUGUUGUGAUUUGUUAUCCUCUUAUCACUUGGAUGUCCAUCACUUAGAAUGAGGGGCAACAUCUGAACUCUCAACUUUGUCAUAGGAUGAUAUAAGAUUUCACCAGGGAGGAUUGAGCAGCCAAGGUAUAUUACUAUGAGAUGACUCAUAUAAGAGGAGAACCGUUGAAAGGGUCAUAGUUGCAGUGUCAUGAUUAACUUCCUAAAUGAAGGAACAAAUGUGUAUGUGUGUAUUUGAGCGUGUAAUCAUAUUGGACAUGAUUUAAACCUAUGUUGUGGAUAGCUAGCGUGUGAAAGCACUUUUUUUUGAGAGCUCGAAUAGGACAUACUGUCUACUCUGGCUGAAAGACUGAGGCUCCUUGAGUUCAUCUAUAUGCAAUAACGAACACUAACUCAGAUUACAACUCUAAGUAAGCCAAAUCGAGAGUCGCUCAGACGAAAACUGUUCUAAAGUUUCAAAUGGACUAUUUUGUUGUGAUUAUGGGAGGUCAUGUCGGCUGAGGUGUCAGUUUCAGGUUCAGAAAGUAACAUUCCUUUCGCUUUCAACAGCCCAAAACUGCUAAUAAAAGCAAAUGUUGAUCAAGGAGCCGUUGUUUAAAACGUGUACUUGAAAACUAUGCAUAUACAUAAUUAAUAUGAAUGCUAGGCUUCCAUACAAGGCUAUAUUUACAUCCUUGGAAUCACACUGUGAUUUGUUUGGUAUGCAUUCUGGAUUAAACUCAAGUAUAUGUUCGAAAAGGUGGGCUGAGGUGGCGUGAAAGUGAUCUCCCUAUUUGUGCACGUGGAGCCGAACCAUAGCCAUACUUUCUGAACUUGAGGAACCGCACCUCUGAGUGUAAGGCCGUAGCUAUGGACUGCACUCAGGUAGCAGCCAGGUCUGGACACAUCCGCCACACCUCUGAAUGUGUGGCCGUAGCUAUGGAGACAGCAGCCAGGUCUGGCCCAUCCACCCCAGAGUUGUCCCCUAUCAGGGCUGCCAUUUUAAAGUUUCAUCUUGAACCAUGAGCUGUUAUGGUGGAGCUAACGUGCUCUUCAGGUGGAGUAGCCAUUUUGGGUGUAUAGUAUGAUGUAACCCUUUACACCUUUUUUUGCUAUGCCUUUUUGAGCUAUAAUUAAUUGUGUAUAAAAAUGUUUGACAUUUUUUGUUUGGAGAUGAAAAGAGCUUGAGUUGUGUUUGUAAUAAAAGUUUUCCAAAGUGACAA
Molecule: messenger RNA, 3442 nt
Organism: Clupea harengus (Atlantic herring)
Lineage: Eukaryota; Metazoa; Chordata; Actinopteri; Clupeiformes; Clupeidae
Gene: prrg1
Product: proline rich Gla (G-carboxyglutamic acid) 1
Cellular component (GO): extracellular region
Molecular function (GO): calcium ion binding
Source: RefSeq, a predicted model, not a curated record